Molecule: messenger RNA, 5447 nt
Organism: Poeciliopsis prolifica (blackstripe livebearer)
Lineage: Eukaryota; Metazoa; Chordata; Actinopteri; Cyprinodontiformes; Poeciliidae
Gene: ano8a
Product: anoctamin 8a
Exons: 18
Coding region: 124-3372 (1082 amino acids)
Biological process (GO): chloride transmembrane transport
Cellular component (GO): plasma membrane
Molecular function (GO): chloride channel activity
Source: RefSeq, a predicted model, not a curated record
GUUCCUCGUGCUCCUCCCUCUCCUCCCUGACUGCUACACGCACCAGGCUGUCAUUCCUCCAGCCGGCAGCCAUGUAUUAACAGCAGCCUCGUCCGGGUUCUGACGGCCGUCUUCCUUCACGCAAUGGAGCUUUUGGGCACCCACACGCAGGCGACGGCUGCUGCCGACCCUGCGGCAGACGGCUGCAGCUGCGCCGCAGACGUCGACGGCAGAGACGGGGCAGGGGAGAGGAUGGAGAGGACGGAGAGGACGGAGAGGACGGUGUCCAGCGAGCACCAGGACAGGACCAGCAACCAGCAGCAGCAAACCGCCGGAGUGCUCGAUAAACUGUUCGGGAAACGACUUCUGCUGGCCAGACAUUACAUCAACUCUCGCAAGUCUUGGUUAAAGAUGGUUCCCACACAAAACUGUGACAUCCUGAUGACUUUUCCAGAUACAAUAGAUGACCACUCUCUGCUGUGGCUCCUGAAUCAAAUUCGUGUUGGAAUCCCACAGGUCAGCAUCCAGGUCCGGCAACAUAAACACACCCAGACCCACGCCUUCUUCAUCACAACAGCAUUUGAAAACCUGCUGCGAGGAGCUGAGCAGAUGGGCAUGUACAAAACUGUGAAGCCACAGUUUGGUGGCGGCAUGCGCCGCUUCUCCUGUGAGGAGGACAACAUAUAUGAGAACAUAGAAAGCGAGCUUUGCUUUUUCACUUCGCAGGAACGUCAGAGCAUCAUUAAGUAUUGGCUGGAUAACCUGCGUGCCAAACAGGGGGAGAUGCUCCACAACAUCUACUUCUUGGAGGGACAGCCAAUAAUUCCAGAGCUAAUUGCUCGGGGAGUGAUCCAUCAGAUGUUUCCUCUUCAUGAACAAAGAAUACUCAACCAGCUGAUGACUUCGUGGGUCCAGGCUGUGUGUGAAAGGCAGCCCCUCGAUGACAUUUGUGACUACUUUGGAGUGAAGAUCGGCAUGUACUUUGCUUGGCUGGGUUUCUACACCAACUCCAUGCUCUAUCCUGCUGUCAUCGGCUUUCUGCUCUGGAUACUAGCAGAAGAUAACCAGACCAGCCAGGAUAUCUGCUGUGUCGUUUUUGCUCUCUUCAAUGUCAUCUGGGCAACUUUGUUUCUGGAGCGCUGGAAACGGCGAGAAGCAGAGCUGGCCUUCAGGUGGGGCACCCUGGACACCCCCGCCGAGUCCUUGGAGGAGCCCAGGCCACAGUUCAGGGGUGUGAAGCGGUGCAGUCCCAUUACGGGCUGUGAGGAGUUCUACUACCCCGCCUGGAAGAGAGCCGUGUUCAGAUGGCUGGUCAGCCUGCCGAUCUGCCUGCUCUGCCUCUGCUUCGUCUUCCUCGCCAUGCUCCUCUGUCUUCAGCUGCAGGAAGUGGUGAUGGAGAUUCAGGAGCUGCCUGGUAUCACAAGAUUCAUCCCUAAGAUACUUCUGGCCGUCACUGUAACUAUAUGUGAUGAGGUGUAUAAGAAGAUUGCCUACUGGCUUAAUGACAUGGAGAACUACAGACUUCAGAGUGCCUACGAGAACAACUUGAUCAUCAAGAUGGUUUUUUUUGAAUUCAUCAAUUCUUACCUCAGUCUUUUCUACAUUGGAUUCUACCUCAAGGACAUGGACCGACUGAAGGAGAUGCUUGCUACUCUGUUGAUUUUCCGCCAAUUCCUGCAAAACAUCAGAGAAGUCCUUCAGCCAUAUCUCUACGAGCAAAGCAAGCUCGGCGUCUUCACUCCGAAGGUCUUUUGGGAGCUCCUACAAGUCAUCAUUCUCAAGUAUGGGCGCCUGGCUCUUGGGAAGGCACAAGCCUCAAUGAUGUCCUACUCCUUCUUGAGUCCCAGAGGAAUCUCAAACAGUCAGUCUGCGAACUGUAUCCAGGAAACGAGGAGAAGAGGAGAUCUGAAAGCUGGCUUCAGGCUCUCAGAAGAAGAGUGGGACAUGAACGACAGCAUCAUGAAGCAUCGGAAAGUCAGCUUCACCGAGAAAGUGGACUACAAGAAUGUCAAGACGGAGACCCAGGCUGUGGAGGACAGUUUCCUGGAGGACAGUCCGACGCUGGUGGAAGACGGGAUGGAUCCAUCCAGCAUUUUUGACAGUUGUGAUGAGGACAGUGACUGUGAAUCACUGUCUCAGCAGGAGACCAAGGAGAACAUUAGUGUGUCUUCUUCUAAAGAGUCCGACUCCAUCUGCCAGAGAAGGAAUGUAGGCGAGCAGAAAGAUGACAAGAAAUCUUGGAUGGAUCCACCAGAGGAACCCAAAACCUCUGCAUUGACUCAGGCUGAGAUAGAGAGUUGCAUGCAGACAUAUGAGGGAACACUUCAAGACUACCAGGAGAUGUUCAUUCAGUUUGGCUAUGUGGUGCUCUUCUCCUCGGCCUUUCCCCUGGCAGCUAUGUGUGCUCUUAUCAACAACAUCAUUGAGAUACGAAGUGAUGCCCUGAAGCUGUGCACCGGCCUCCAGAGACCGUUCGGACAGAGAGUGGACAACAUCGGACAGUGGCAGACUGCAAUGGAGGCCAUGGGACUGAUAGCCAUUAUAGUUAACUGUUACCUGAUUGGUCAGUGUGGCCAGCUUCAGCGUCUGUUCCCCUGGUUGAGCCCUGAGAUGACCAUCGUCUCCAUUGUCUUGCUUGAGCACUUUGCAAUCCUCCUAAAGUACGUCAUCCAUGUCGCCAUCCCUGAUAUCCCUGGCUGGGUAGCAGACGAGAUGGCCAAGCUAGAGUACCGACGAAGGGAAGCUUUCAAGAAACAUGAGCUGCAGGCACAGCAGCACUUCCAGCAGCAGCUCCGGCGCCGCCGGGAGGAGGAGGAGCUUCACCGUCAGGCCGAGCUGCAGGCAGAAGCUCGUCAUGAGAGCGACUACCACAAGGCGGACAUGCAGCAUCAGCACCACCAUGACAAAUCACAGGGCAGCAAGCCUGGUGACAAGCCCAAGAGGCCCAGCUCCUUGCUGGGGAAUAAUAACGUGAUGAAGCUCAAACAGAUAAUUCCUCUCCAAGGGAAGUUCUCCUCUGGGACAUCCCGUUCACCGGCUCAGUCCCCAACGGGAGGCGAAGCAAAGCUGCCUGGAUUUCUGAAAUUCCUAAAGUCACCUGAAGUGAAAAAAGAGCCAGCGGCGGCAUCUGGAGGGACAUCAGGCUCAACAGUGACGUCUUCCGCUCCCCCUGGUGGACAGGAGAGACCACAAUCCCCAAACAGAACAUUUAGUCCAGGGAAGUUGUUCAAUUUCAGCAAAUCAGAGGGUACUGUGGUGUGUGCUAAUGGCACACAGCAGCUGAACCAGGCUACUAACUCUCAACCUAACACAACCACAGAGGAAUUACCCUCAAGUGAGUCAGAUAGAGGAGAAUCAAGACUACAAACUGAUUUAGAAAACCCAAAGACCUAAUAAAAGAUCACCCACAGCAACGUCGUUUUAGGAAGGGAACAAAUUUUUACAAAUGAUCAUGCAAAAUGUAGAAGCACUGAUGCACCCCAAUGUUAAACCACAAGGACCACAUGCAGCAAGUGUUCAGCUUUCACUCUUGAUGCAACUCCAUAAAGCGUGCCACUGUCUGUAUGUACACUUAAUUACCUAACUUCCAUGUAUAAACUGUACAGUAAGUGUCACUGACUCUAUGGGGGUUCAGUAACAGUGCAGCCUGAUCUGAGACAGUACCAGCAACAAAAAGGGUCCAGAACCAAGACAGUAGAAAGACAGUUUGUUGGUUAAACUUCCAGCUCAAAGUUUGUGGUGGUACUGGGUGCAUGUUUCCAUGUGCAUGCGUGACAUGUUCACUGUAUUUUUAGUUGCGAUGCACGUUCAAAGCCAUUAGGAUUCUUCUGCACUAGGUCAGAUAUAGUCACUGUGACCAUGAAAAAAAAUCUAUUUUUCCAAACUUUGAUUUUCUAUGAAUUUAUUUUACUACAUAAUUUAGUGACUGUAACUAUAUGAGGCAAACAAAUGUCACUCAGUUCAAUGUCCAUGUGAGAGAAACAGGAUAGGAGGAGCUGGUGUUGCUUUAUGAGAGAGACCAUGCUGCUGCUGGGUUCUGAUGCCUCCAGGCAGUGGGAGGAGCUCUGACCUAUUGGUUCAGCCAUCACUGUUUAAACUUACAGUGAGGAUGAAAAGAGAGUACAUCCUGUUUGGUCUUGGGUUUAAUAUAUAUUAGGACACAAUACAAUCUCACACACUAUUUUGAACAAAAAGUGAACCAUGAUGGAAACACUGGUGAAAAAACUCAGUGCACCUGUGGUGCCUUCCUGGGACCUUCAGAAGGAUUGUAGCAGCCUGGUGUUCAUUAACUGAUUAUUAUCAACAUCAGCACCGCCAUGCAAUUGCUAGUCAUGACAGCUCAGUAUUUGUUUUUAUUCAUUUUAAAAAGUUAAACACACAGAGUGAGAUAUUUCAAGUCUUAAUUUGAAAUAUUAAGACUUGAAUAAAAUAAACUGUUUAUUUUAAUUCCCUUAAUAUUUGCAUGAAUUACUACAUGAAUGCAUCGUGACAUGGAGGAGGUCAGCCUUUGACCCAGGUAGCUUUGACAGCGACCUUUGGGUCAUCGGCUUCGUUGGGUCUGGAGUCCCUCAUCUUCCACUUAACAGCAGCCCAGAUAUACUUCACAGGGUUAAAGGUCAAAUUCACACAUUUUUGAAUGGAUUCUUCUUGACAAUCGUCUCAAAGCUUCAUUUAUGUUGCUGGUUCACUUUGUUCUAACUUGCAUUUUGCUUUCAUUCAACGUUCUGUGAAUAUGCCCCAGAUACAGCCGCAGCUUCUUCAGCAAUCACCUCUUGCAGCCUCUCCUGCUAGUGGACAGUGUCCAUCACUGUCUUACGCUCCAGUCAAAAUGUCGUGUCUUACUGACCCAGACUGAGAGGCUCAGGAAACCUCUACAAGUGUUUUCAGUCAAUUAGCUGAUUAAGCUGUGAACUCUAAGUCUUCAGUGUUUAAUAUCGUUCGGAUUUUCUAAUAUUGUAUUUUUAGUGUCUUAUAAAUAUACACUAAAAAUACACUAAACUGAUGAUUUUUAUCAUCUUUAGGACAUAACCGUCAAAAAUAGUAGAAAUAGGGGAUUGAAAAAUGCCAGUGUGUGAUGUAUCUAUACAUGAGUCACUUUUUGAAACAAGUGACAAAAACUAUAAAACUUUUAAGUGCAACUGUAAUCAUGAAUGGAAAACAUUUAGAAGUUAUCUUCACAUUAAUCACCUUCACAGCAUUACAAAAACACAACUGUUAGACAUAACGCACAAUGCAAUGUGCAUCAACAUUGUUUUACUACAAGGCCUGCUGAAUGAGUGUGGAUGAAGGUACACCGUUUUAUACAUUCAAAUGAAAUUCAAAUUGAAAUGAUUUUUUUAAAAGAACAUAUUUUUAUUGUACCCUGAUACAUAAAACCCAAGAGCAGAAACAGGGUGUACUUUCUUUCUGUCAUGACAGUAGAGGUAAGUAGAUGGAAAGGGUUUUUUUUCCUUGAAAGUUUCUCCAAA